AUGGAACAUUUCAAACUACUCCUACGCACAACGUCGAGUAAACUUGAAUUUAAACAUAAAAAAUCAAGGCUCAUGUCCACCAAUAUGAUUCAAACAGACAUUUUGGAGAGACUAAGGACAUUGGCAAAUGAACCAAAUGACUCGAGGAACUUUGAGAGAGGACUGGACCUGCUCAAGAUGAAAUUGGCUCAAAUAGUGAGAAGUGAUCGUAUUGCUGAUGUUUGGGAGGAUCUUGUCGGAGAACUGGCCUAUCUAGAAGGUAAUACCAGUGUCUUGGUUUCGAUGAUGGAGAAACAGAAGGUUAUCAACAUGGCACGGACCCCGCAGGAGGGAUGGUUUACAAGGAAGGAGCCGCAGAUAGUUGAUGAUCAACCAGUGGAUAGGAUUUCCAAAGUUAUCAGGAAUGUGAUUGUUGCUCAAGAGUACCUUGGAGACGAAAUCAAAGAGCUCAAGAAAUUGUCGAUGGCGUUAUCACGGUGCAUCAAUAAAGACUGGGUUCUCAAACACGAGAUUGGAGAUGAUUUGGAAGACAAAAUUUACAUUGAAAUUACUCGAAAGUUACGUGGAGAAGAUGAGUCCACUGUGGUAGAGGACUAUUUGAAAGAGUUGACUGAUAUCUACAAAAUAGACCUAUUCAAUGAGGGGAAGUAUCCUGGCGAAGAGCAAGCUGAAACAGAGAGAAAAACAAUUUCGACUGGUCUUUCCUCUGUUCCCAAACUUGACGAUUUGGAUGACUUGAAGAGCAGAUUUGAGGCUCUUAAAAAAUAG
Pichia kudriavzevii is the source of this 768-nucleotide messenger RNA. RefSeq lists its product as uncharacterized. The record is from RefSeq and is a predicted model, not a curated record. The transcript has a single exon. Bases 1 to 768 code for a protein of 255 amino acids. NCBI's taxonomy places the organism in Eukaryota, Fungi, Ascomycota, Pichiomycetes, Pichiales, Pichiaceae.